Messenger RNA from Ilex paraguariensis (yerba mate), 956 nucleotides. The record is from the annotation of a GenBank genome assembly. Lineage: Eukaryota; Viridiplantae; Streptophyta; Magnoliopsida; Aquifoliales; Aquifoliaceae.
AAUUAAAAUCUUCUCCCCUUUUUACCUCCAUGGAGUCAAGCACCAAUGAGGUAGUCCAUGAGUUCCCUCGCCUAUUUCGCAUCUACAAAGACGGCCGCAUCGAGAAAUUGUCAGUCACCGACUUUGUCCCCCCGUCCGACGACCUAAAAACCAGCGUCCGAUCCAAAGACGUCGUCAUUUCGCCCGAACCCACCGUCUCCGCCCGCCUUUUUCUCCCCAGAACCACCAAUCCAGACCAGAAACUCCCCCUUCUUAUCUACAUCCACGGCGGCGCUUUCUCUAUCCAAUCACCCUUCUCUUCUGUCUACCAUAAAUACGUCAGCUCUCUUGUUGAACUCGCCAAUGUAAUCGCCGUAUCAAUCGACUACAGACUAGCUCCAGAACAUUCUAUCCCUGCUUGCUACGAUGAUUCGUGGGCAGUCAUGGAGUGGGUGGCUCUGCAUGCUAAUGGUGGGCAAGGACCUGAACCUUGGCUGAACGAUCACGCUGACUUCCGGCGGGUUUUCUUGGCCGGAGACAGCGCCGGAGCCAACAUUGCGCAUGAAAUGUUGGUCCGAGCUAGCAAUGCCGACCAAGUGUUUGAUAAAAUGAUUGUGGGAAUGGUUUUGAAUCAACCCUUUUUUGGGGACGACGAACCUAAUAAACUAUGGAUGCUAAUUUGCCCAGAGACCAGUGGGUGUGAUGAUCCAAGGAUAAACCCUGCUGCUCAUCCGAGUUUGUUGGCAAAGCUUGUGUGCAAGAAGGUUCUGGUUUGUACUGCAGAGAAAGAUUUUUUAAGGCAGAGAGGGUGGACAUACUAUGAAGCAUUGAGGAGUAGUGGGUGGGGUGGGGUGGUGGAGAUUGUGGAGACCGAAGGGGAAGAGCAUGUGUUCCAUUUGCUCAAACCAAGUUGUGAGAAAUCUGGGAGGCUGAUGAAACAGGUUGCUUCCUUCUUUAACCAGGACCACGGCUCUUAA